GAGAGGGUACGAGAGAAAAUGGGAGGCAGCAUCACCCACCCAGACUGGGAAGAGGAGGGGGAAGACAGACAGCGUGAUCGUCCCUCCAACAGACAGAGGUGGAAGGAAAGUGGGAAUAAGAGACAGACGAGGGGGAGAAGAGGAGCACAAUGAAGGAGUGCCAUUGUGGACACUGGCAGCACUGCCAUUUCACCAUCUGCUGAAAGAGAGAGAGAGAGGAGAAGAGGAGGCAGCCAAACUGAGGAGAGGAUAGAUGGAGAGGAGCUGCCGGCAGUGACUUUGUGAAUUAAUCGAGCGGAAGACCGGAUCAGAGGAGAAGCACGUUUUUCAGGGAGUGGACGGACGGAGAGCCAGAAAGAGGAAGGAGAGGACGGAUGACCGGACAGUCUUUGGCUGUUUAAAAAUUAAUGAGCUGCUCAUGUGAAUAUGGAGCACAGCUUUAGCUAAAUCACCAUGGAUUAUCAAUGCUAGCUUUUUAAACCAAAAAAAGGAACUAUUAAUGAUUUAUCAUUCAUUCAAAAAGAAGGAACUCUUAGGGAUUCGACUCACUUUCUACUGAACUCUUUGAAUUAGUUUUUGUGUUUUUGUAAAUAUAGACUCUUUGUGACUUUUGAUUUUCUAUUCUUAGGAGAAAAAGAUCUCAGCAGGAUGCUAAACAAUCAUGAUCUUUGUUAGCUGCUGCACAGAGUAUUCAGGUUGUUUUUAUGCAAGUUUUCUACACAUCAUUGUUGUCUUUUAGGAGUUAAGGUUUAGUGUUGUUGUUGUUUGUACUGUUAGAAAAUAUACCAGACUUAGACUUUUACAUGCCCUAGCUGGAGUCAGUGCAUGCAGCCGGCAUGGGAUGUCAACAUUGACUGGGUUUUUAUAGCUGACGUGACGCCGGUCAAACUUUGACCAUUUCCUGAAACCUAUUGAUCGGUGUUGAAGUUGGUUGUUUUUCCUCCUGUUGGAUGAAAAAAAGGUCCAGCGUGGAGCGUUUUGAUGCAGCAAAUAAUUGCUGCCAUGUGAUUUGUCAGAGCAGUUAUCUCUUUGUCUGACAAAAUUUCUGCGGUUGUCGGGACUUCUCUGUGUAUUUUCUCCGCAGGCAUCUCUUUUAAUGUCUGUUGCCAUAGCAACGGGCGGCAGCUGCAGACUAAGCAAGAUGUAAAGUUCUUUUCUCUUUUCUUAUCUGUUUAAACUGGUGCUGUUUGAUUAGAUAACUGUAUAUAAUAAGUUGAUAAGAAGUAGUUUACUUGAUUAGUUGUUUGUGUGUGUGUGCAGUUUUCAGGACUUUCUUUGUCACACAGGGUGUUUUUUUUUCUAUACCAGACAGUCUUUGUCUAAGAGCAGCUCGGUAGUCGCCGAGAAUCAGGGUUGUUUCAGGUCACCUGUCUCCCCCUCCCCAUUGUGCGUGUUGGUCUACUAGUGUCGACUCAGCCUUGUUUGUCCUGAGCUCACCUUUUAUCGGCUACCAUCUCCAUCAGUCAAGAUGAUGUGCCAUUACCAGGAAUGACUGGAUAAAUGAGAUUAUGGUACUAAUUUCACUUGUACAUAUCACUUUGUGCAGCUGCUUUGCCUCCGGGGUCCUAAUUACUGAUCAUUAAGUGUUCUUUGUUUGAGACAGACUCUUCCUUUAGCUGUCUCUGUGUAGGUGACUCGGGAUUUCUCCUCAUGUAGAGGGUCAUCUCCUCUGCAGUCACCUGACCUACACUGUGUUCUGUGCACUUAAACCCCCUUGGGCAGCGCAAGGGUUCAAUCUCAUUGAGCAUUUCAGCACUACUCUGUAUGAAAACACACCUGCAUUUUCUCUUUAGUGUAAAAGUCCAUUUCUGUUGGAUUUCUUGCCUUUUUAAGAGGUUAUUUCCUCUAAAGACAAGGACUUUGUUUUAUUAGGGGAGCAACAGACUGUUUUGUUUGUUCUGCAUGCUCUUUGAUUGUCCAAAUACUGGGUGUCUUUUGUGACUUUCCAGCCAUACUUCUUUACAGCUUUCUGGAGAUCAGCCCAGCCUGUCUGGUUUGGGGGUGAGUGUGACUGGAUCCUUCAUGGUGCUUUUUGGCCAAGACCAGAUGGAUGGCUAGCUAAGAUUGCUAGACAAUCCCUCUGUGGUGCUAGACUGGUGUAGGCGACUGUUCCUUUGCCAUGCGUGCAGCGCCCACUACAAGCUGGCCCUGCUGUACUUCAGACACUGUUGAGUUCUGAAUGUUUGCUUGUGUAAAAUCUAUCCCUUUCAUUUGGCAUCACACAAACUUUGGUGCCAAAUUUACAACCUUGUCUAAGUGGUCUAGGAAGGUGUGUGCAGACUUUGGUCUCGUUGGAGCGAGUAAAGGUCAGCAGAUUGUAAUAGUUGUGCCUCACAGCACUUAGUGUGAAGUGAGUUUAGUUCAGCACUGCAGGUGUAGCUUUGCUUCUCACUGAGGUCAAACUGCUGCAGACAGUUUUGUUCGUGGGACUCUGCGAGAGACUGUUAAUGUCAACAGACUGUUGUUUGCCUUCUAGGUUGGACUAUGCAGAAAAUGAGGUGUUGUGUAGUGUCUGUGUGGUAGCUUGUUGUAAACUGAGAGUUAACCUGCUGCUUGAUAAGCCCUGCCUUAGAUAAGGACAGAAACGGUUCCAACUCUUGGCUCGUUCAUAUCAUAUGGGACUGUGUCAACACUGUUCUCUCAGGUAUCUGACUAUAAUCUGGGCUUGUUAUUAAACCAGUCAGUAAUAAAGUCACAGGGUUAGAGAAAGAACAGAGAGACCAGCAUAACAAGAGUGUGUGCUUUCAAUAAGAGCAUUUCCAGCUGGGUGAGCGAGUUCACGUUCAGCUCUUGACGAGCCUCCAGCACCGUUCAGGGAACCCUGGGUUUGGAGUUCAAACAGGACCAAUCAGGUCUCAUUACCAUCACAACAAACCCACCGGUAGUCGUCAUCAGCCAAUGACCUACAUUCUCCAGAGUUACAUCACCACCAUGCUACUGCAGUGUACAUUACUGUAUCAACCACAGAUUACAUCUCAGAUUGAACCUACCACUUUCUAAUGGUGCUCCAGUUCAAAGAAAAUCUAUCCGAGGUGGUUUCAGUCUUAGGGAACACACUUGAAGCAGGGCUGCCUCACUUCUUUUAGCCAUAUCAGGAACUUAUGUCAGGAACGGGCCCAACUCUGCUGGCCCAAUCUUAACUACUUACUUUUUUUCUCUCUGGUUUCUACUGGUGUCUAAAUUGGUGACCAUGCCUGGCCUCUAGCCAUCCCCUACCUUCAGAGUUAGAGAGGCAGACAGAUAGGGCUUACCAUUUAAUAUAUUGGGGACUGUUAAACAGGACAGCCUGGAGAACGGGAGAGCACUCGAGGGAGGGGGUGAGGGGGAGAGAGAGAUCAUCUGGAAGAGGAGAGAGGAAGUGGUGGCGCGGGAGAGGGCGGAGGCGUUGGAGAGACAGAGGUUGGCCGAGUACAUCGUUUGGAGGAAGAGAGAGGGCUUCCAGGAGAAGCGAGGAGACACAGAGAAGGGAGGCAAGGGCACAGAGAAAGGGAACCAGGCUGUGCCAGAAGUGAUCUGGAAGAGGAGAGAAGACGAGGAAAGAGGAGACGCAGGGAGGGAGAGAGCCAGGGCCAUUCAGAGGGGACAUGAAACCGUGUGGAGGAAGAGAGAGAGAGAGUAAAACAGGAAUCUGGUGAGAGAUUUCAGAAUGCAGUACUCUUGAAAAGUUGGUGUUAAAGACGGCGUGCUGCGUUGGAUUCUAGCCAUACAUGAGUAAGCUUCAUCUCUCUUCUUUAGCAGACGUAGGCUUCACUGAGCUCUGCAGGUACUCACUGUAGUAUCCACCAAUUGGAGCCUUGUAUUGUGUGUGUCGGUGCUGUGUUGGUGUGCACGAUCCCCUCGUUGGCUGCUAAUAGGAUUUUUAUGGGCCCGUGUCAAGAAGGAUAGAGCUGCCAAGGGGAGCUGCUUCACACAUGCACGCAUGCUCACACCAACACACUCACAUGAAGAAAUAAUCUCAGAAGCAUUGUGGGAAGGAAAGGUUUAUACUGCCGCACAUAUAUUAAUACACAUCAUCUACAAGUGCAGUGAGACAUACAUGCAAGAGGGCGUUGAGAGACAAUCACUUGUGUUGAUUUUCCAUGGUGCUGGCGACAGCUGGAUAACUGGACCUCUGUCAGAGGCCGUUAGGUUGGGAUGAGAUACUCACAGAUAUUGUUUUACAUUAUGGCAAAAAAACCAAGAUAAACCCUUACUGGAGAGCUAAAACCAUCAUCAGUCCCUGGGAACACAAUGAACAUUGAAGCAGAUUUAAAAAAAGAACUGAUGACAACAUGAUCUGCACUGGUGCACUAAAAACAAACUUUUAUCAUCUACGUUCAACCAUUAACUGGGACACCCCACUUUUCCGCCGUGCCAUCUCUCAUCCUGCUUUCAUUGUGGGAAAAGUUAUUAAAGCAGUUUGGACUGGCGUGCCUGGGAAGGAGUGGAGGACAGACAGCCAGACAGAUGGAUGUAGCUCUUACGCUGGGAGAGACAGACAGAUGGCUGUGUGUCCUUUUAGAGAAAAACUCUGAGUACUAAGACAAAGAAACUUUGAUUGAAUCACGAGAGCCUGUGUGGACUUGUGCAGAUAAAAUUAAAAAAAACUGACACUGCAGAUUCAUUAUGGAGCUUGUCCCAAAAACCAAGUACACCCACUUUCGAAGUGAAUCGCUGAGCUCAACUGAUGAAACAAACUCCAAUCCUUCUUCAUUCCCUCCCUCCAGUCCUGCCACCCCCCUCACUCCCUCCCCCGGUCUACCUUCCUCUCUCUCCUCCUCGUCUCUCACUCCUAUCUUGCCCCCCUCUUCUCCCCGCCCCGCCGAGAACAGCCCCACCACCCUGUGCUCUUUCUUCCCCAGGAUGGGAUCCCUUCGGCUGGGUGUCUCGGCCACUCUUCUUCCUGGACUGAAGGCCUCUAGCAGGCCGCUGCAGCCUCAGGCACCCAUCGAGUCUUCUGGGGAUGACAGGAGCAGCUCUAGCUCCUCCCCGCCACUGCUCCAUCACCCUCUUCCCAUUCUAACUGCUCCUUCUCCCCCUCCUCGACCUCCCCUGCAGGACAUGAACCGGCUGGGAGGGGCGUCCAGGAGGGCACGGGUGGAAGGAGGGCAGCUUGGAGGAGAUGAGUGGACGCGCCAUGGCUCCUUUGUCAACAAACCCACCCGUGGCUGGCUGCACUCCGACAGCGUGGUCAGCACCACUGGUGUUUCCUACACUGUACGAUACAUGGGGUGCGUGGAGGUGCUACAGUCAAUGCGAGCGCUGGACUUCAACACCAGAACUCAGGUCACCAGGGAGGCUAUCUCUGUGGUGUGUGAGGCAGUGCCCGGAGCCAAAGGAGCCCAACGCAGGAGAAAGCCUUCCUCUCGUAGUCUGACGUCCAUCCUGGGAAAAAGUAACCUGCAGUUUGCUGGUAUGACAAUCAGCCUGACCAUCUCCACCAGCAGCCUCAACCUGCUGGCCUCAGACUGCAAACAGAUAAUCGCCAACCAUCACAUGCAGUCCAUCUCCUUCGCUUCUGGAGGAGACCCAGAUACAGCAGAGUACGUAGCAUAUGUGGCCAAAGACCCUGUCAACCAGCGAGCAUGUCACAUCCUGGAGUGUUCAGAGGGUUUGGCCCAGGAGGUCAUCAGCACCAUUGGCCAGGCUUUUGAACUACGCUUUAAACAGUACCUAAAGAACCCUCCCAAACUGGUCACACCACAUGACAGGAUGGCUCCGUUUGAUGGCUCUGCAUGGGAGGAAGAAGAUGAUGAGGCUGCUCCACCUCCAGACGUCCCUUACUAUAAUAAUUUCCCUGGAAAACAGCCUCCCCCUGGUGGCCUGAUCGACAUGAGGACCCGCCCAGGAGCCACGCUGCCUUAUGGACAGCCAGGUCAGAAUGACAUUCACAAGCAGCCUCUGCCUCCUCUACCAGUCGGUGCCAAAGAAGGAGGACGGGAACUGUUUGAUGACCCUUCAUACGUCAAUGUGGACAAACCCCGCCCCCCUGUUGCAGCUAAUGGAAAUGCUCACAGAGAUGCUUUUGACAUGAAGCCAUUUGAUGAUGCCCUGGGGGUCUCUGGGCACAGUGGCCCCAGCUCAGUGACAGCAGCGCCCCCUCUGGUGCAGCAGCUGCAGUGUGAGACCUGGUUCCAUGGCAGUUUAAGUCGCAGGGAAGCAGAGAGGCUUCUGACCCGCGAUGGAGACUUUCUGGUGAGGGAGUCUGGGACGACGCCUGGGCAGUAUGUCCUCACAGGACAGCAAGGGGGUCAGCCUAAACACCUGCUGCUUGUCGACCCAGAGGGAGUGGUCCGCACUAAAGACCAUCGGUUUGAAAGCGUGAGUCACCUGAUCAGCUACCACAUGGACAACAGACUCCCCAUCGUGUCAGCUGGUAGCGAAGUGUGUCUGCAGCAGCCAGUAGAGCGCAGGGCUUGACAUUACACACACCAACAAAAUACUCCUCCAAAUAUACACACAAUCCUGCAGCCAUUCAACACGAACACGCCUUUAUAUGCUCAAUUACACAUGGCAACACUACACUGUUCACGGACAAGAAUACAAAUGCACACGUCAUUGCAAAAGAAGCCAAAAAAGAAAAAAAAAACUACCAGAUUCUCUGCAAAAUCACUCUCAUGCUGCUGUUGCUAAAUAUUUCUGUCCUUUCUGAAACUGAACUGAAACUGUGACCUGCAGUCCUCCGCUCCAACACCUAUCAGGCUUCACAACGGAGAGGCACUGCUGCAUUUUCUCAACAGCCUACUGUGAACCAGGGAGGAGCCCUUUUGCUCAAUUCAGAACAGGGCAGAAAAAAAUGCAAAUUUUUUUUUUAAAGAAAAAAAUUCCUGCGAAAAAGUAAAAAGAGAACAUUUUACUAAUAUGAGGAAACAUGUACAAAAAAAUAUGGGACUGAAAGUGAAAAAAGGAGUAUAAAUGGGACAUUGAAUGAGAUUUUAGUGCUUUUGAGCAUGUGUUCUUUCAUUCAGGGGAAUGAUUUUUUUCUCUUGAGACUGUUGCUGGAGCAUAUCAGGCAAAAGAAAAAAAAACAGAAGUGGAUCCUUAUUGGAGAGACUGAUCCAGGCUCAAACAUAAACACUCCCUUCAAACCUGACUGUAAUAAUCCUGCCUGAUGAAUAUGCAUUAAAAGAAGAAGUUUGCUUCCAUUUGAACCAGGAGGGCCAUCUUAUCCCCCAACCACUCCCCUUUUAAGGACCUAUGAACCGACCCCUGGAGCGACACCUGCUGAUGAGGAAAGCCUGUAUGCAAACCUGAGGACUGCUAUGCCAAUGAUCAUUUUAUAUGUUCUGCUUUUGUUGUCUGUUAUCUUUGGACUCAUUAUUCAUCGGAUAUUCUGAGUUUGGGAUAAUCUAAGCAGCUGUAUGCCCUUAAUCCCUCUGUGAACACAGAUACACCUUUACAACACACGGUCUGCACCACCUGUCAUGCCAAAGAACACAAACUUGGUCACAAACAGAGAAAGCCAUGACUAUUACUAAGUGAUCUGUUUUGUGUGCUAACAGCAUCGGGAGCAUAUUUAGAGAGAAUGAGUUUUAAAAUGGGACUGUUUUAGGGGGGAAUAUGUCAUCCAAAAGGAGUUUUUAAAGCAGAUAGUGAUGAUUUUGCCUACAAACACUACCUAGUACAUAUUCUAAUAUCUACUUCUUAGUAUGAGUUUGCAUUGACAAUCUAUGGGUUCUAUCUUUACUGAGUUGUCUGAAAGUAAAGGAUUAGUAAUAGAGUGCCCUUUAAAUGGUGGCCACUGAAGAAUGUUGAACAGUCAAAGCAUUGAAGUUACAUCUGGAAAAAACAAUGCAAAUGAUGUCUUAGUAACUGGUUAUGUAAUGUUUGUGUAUGGCUUUAAUUUUUAAUCACGUGGGGGGAUAAUGUCCUUUUUUAAAAAGUAUGAUCAAACAGAAUGGGUCAGGGCUAAUUGAACAUAAGGACAUAAAUGUUUUGCUUAUGAUGAAAUGCUAAGCCAAAUGUUGCUCCUCAGAGUGCUGUUUUCACAAAGUUUUUGAGGAUCUAUGGAGGAGAAGCUCACACUGUAGUUUAUUCUCCUCCCUCAGUUCAUGAUGUUGUUUUUUUAACAUCUUUUUUAAUCGUGCCUUGUUUCUUCAAUGCAGUCACGUCACUUCAAUGCAGUCACCUUAUGUACUUAAUUCAAAUGUAGUAGACUACAGGAGAACCUUACACAAGCCUCUCAGUUACAACAAAGACUCUGCAAAAAUGACACUCCAACAACCACAAACAGAUCCAGUGAUGGCAAUCUUCUCUGAUGCACAUUAUUUGCAGUCAGCUUUUAGUCACAGAUACUUGAUGUCACCAUUGGGAGGGGGUAUUUCUCUACCAUCUGUAAAUAACAUGGACCUCCAACUGGUCAGAUUAGUGUUGGAUCAUUGUUUUCAUAAUUGUGUAUUUAAUGAUAAGCAACACAGAGCCAGACAGUGCAGCACUGAAGUAGCUCUUCUUAAAGGAAAAAAAAGAUCAAGGCCAAACUCUUUAAACAUGAGAAGGGAUCAUUUAAGCUAACUAUCAACUAGUGCUAAGACCCUGAAGUGGGCUCAUAUGUAAUCUAACAUGCACUCACACAUGCUUGAGUGACAGCUGGGUCAUUCAGACAUACACACUUACACUCCUGCCUGUUCAGGUGUUAGUAGGUCAGAGAAAGGAAAACUAGAGCUUUAAGCUCUGCUAUUACUGCAUGUUCCUGUGUGUAAGUGUGUGUGUUCUGAAAGAGACCCACUCACCAUCAUUAGUGACUGGUCCUGAUGUAAUCAUCGCUUAUCACAGAUGCCUUCCGUUGCAUGAAAAUCCUUUCUCUCGUUUGUUGUCGGUGGUGGUGGUGAUGUGUUGUUGAUGCUGUUGUACUUUUAAUUUGUGUUUUUGAAAAGCCAAAGGUUACUUUUGAAUAGCGUGCACAGAUAUUGAUUUUUACUUUGUAUAUGUUUCUGUUUUAAUACUGUUUUUGUUUGUUUUUAGGGAAACAUGUUGGUUUACACCUGUAUCUGAAAAUAUAGAUUGCAUAUAUAAAUACAUAUAUCAUUCA
Messenger RNA from Cheilinus undulatus (humphead wrasse), 9007 nucleotides. RefSeq names its product SHC (Src homology 2 domain containing) transforming protein 1 (gene shc1). The transcript has 12 exons. The record is from RefSeq and is a predicted model, not a curated record. Gene Ontology annotation, biological process: cell surface receptor protein tyrosine kinase signaling pathway; intracellular signal transduction. Gene Ontology annotation, molecular function: receptor tyrosine kinase binding. Bases 4606 to 6399 code for a protein of 597 amino acids. Lineage: Eukaryota; Metazoa; Chordata; Actinopteri; Labriformes; Labridae. Gene Ontology annotation, cellular component: plasma membrane.